AGAGCAGUCACUCCUCGUAGACUCUCCAGCUCUGCUCGCCACCUGUAGGUCAGCUUCCACUCGCACAUCCACCUCCAUCUCCCACCAUGUCCACAUCUCUCUCGCGUCAAAGCAGGAGCUACAGCUCCUUCAGCAGCUCCAGCUCUGGGGCAUUAAGCCUGAGUGGAGGGAGGCAGUUCGUCGGAGGCGGCAUGACCCGCAUCUCCACCGCGGGCACCUUCCAGAACCGCACGCCCAGCGUGUAUGGGGGCGCGGGAGGUUUCGGGACCCGCAUCUCCCAGUCCACCAUGUUAUCUGGCUGGGGGUCCAACGAUGACACUUCAGUGAUCACCAACGAGAAGUUGACCAUGCAGAACCUCAACGACCGCCUGGCCUCUUACCUGGAGAAGGUGCGCUCCCUGGAGUCAGCCAACAGGAAGCUGGAGCUGCAGAUCAGAGAGUUUUAUGAGAGGAGAGCUCCGACUGCUUCCAGAGACUACAGCGCCUACUUCGCCACCAUCUCUGACCUCCAAGCUAAGAUCUCCAGGAAAUGCCAAGAGAAUCAAGGUGUCCUUCUGCAGAUUGACAACGCUCAACUGGCUGCUGAUGACUUUAAGAUGAAAUAUCAGAUGGAGAUGACAAUGCGUACGACGGUGGAGGUCGAUGUGCUUCGUCUCCGAGGAGUCCGUGACAGCUUGACUCUUAACAUCAGUGACCUGCAGCUGCAGAUAGAAAGCCUGAAAGAGGAGCUGGUGUACAUGAAGAGCAUCCACAAGGAGGAGAUGAGUCAGAUGAGGGUCCAGCAGUCUGGUGCUGUGAAUGUAGAUGUGGACAGUGCCGAGUCUGUUGAUCUGACCAAGGUCCUGCAGGAAGUCAGGGAGCAGUAUGAAGCUGUGGUUGUGAAGAACAAGCAGGAACUCGACAAAUGGUUCCAGUCUAAGGUUACUUCUCUCCAGUCGGACAUCACCUCUUGGACAGUAGAGGUGAAGACAUCUUACUCUAAGCUGUCAGAGCUGAAGAGGACCUACCAGAGUUUGGAGAUAAAUCGGCAAAGUGUCCGCACAGAGCUUCAGUGCCUGCAGCAGAAUCUGGAAGAAGUGAAGAGUCGAUACGGCUCUCAGCUCAGCCACCUGCAGAUGACCAUUAACAGGCUGGAGGUAGAGCUGCAGCAGCUGAUAGCCUCCAUCGAGCAGCAGCAAGCUGACUACAAGCUGCUGCUGGACAUCAAGAUGAGGCUGGAACUGGAGAUCGCAGAGUACAGGAGGCUGCUGGAGGGAGAGCACGUUGAGAAAAAGGCUAUCGUCAUCAGCAAGGUGGUGGAAAAAGUGGAGGAGCAUAAACCUCACAUCGAGAGGAGAGUGAAGACCAUCGUGGAGGAGAUUGUUGAUGGAAAGGUGGUGUCCUCCGUUGUUGACACCCAAGUGGAGGACCUUCAGUAACACCUCUACUCACCUCUGCUGCAACAACACUUACAUUUUUAGAAUGAUUUGGCCCAUAAGUAGUCUUUAAUAAACUCCUGUAAUAUCUGCUUAAUGAAUAAUUAAGUCAACGGGUAAUGUACUUAGUGUAUGUACUUACUCUACAUGAUCUUAAAAACGCACUUUUAUUUGUUGAGGCGAUUACCUUGGCAUUUUCUUUCAUUUCUUUUGAUUGCGUCAUAUAGCAACGGUUGCAGCAAGUGAUGAUCUUUCCUUGGCAGCUGCUCACUGUGAUAAGUGUGAUUAAACAUGAUUAAAGGCCAGAAAACAAAGAUGGAGAUGUGAUUUUUAAUU
This is a messenger RNA of Seriola dumerili (greater amberjack), 1751 nucleotides long. Its product is annotated as keratin, type I cytoskeletal 19-like. The transcript is spliced from 9 exons. NCBI's taxonomy places the organism in Eukaryota, Metazoa, Chordata, Actinopteri, Carangiformes, Carangidae. Gene Ontology annotation, molecular function: structural molecule activity. The coding region runs from base 87 to 1418 and encodes 443 amino acids. The record is from RefSeq and is a predicted model, not a curated record.